This is a messenger RNA of Hirundo rustica (Barn swallow), 3172 nucleotides long. RefSeq names its product hydroxyacyl-CoA dehydrogenase (gene HADH). Gene Ontology annotation, biological process: fatty acid beta-oxidation. Gene Ontology annotation, molecular function: NAD+ binding; (3S)-3-hydroxyacyl-CoA dehydrogenase (NAD+) activity. Gene Ontology annotation, cellular component: mitochondrion. Bases 34 to 975 code for a protein of 313 amino acids. The transcript is spliced from 8 exons. The record is from RefSeq and is a predicted model, not a curated record. Lineage: Eukaryota; Metazoa; Chordata; Aves; Passeriformes; Hirundinidae.
UCCCGGCCCCGCCGCUCGCUCCGCGCCUUCGCCAUGGCCUUCGCCACCCGUCACUUCGUGCGCGCUGCCUCCUCCGACGCCGCCACGGCGGCCGCCAAGAAGCUGCUCAUCAAGCAUGUCACGAUCAUCGGCGGCGGCCUCAUGGGCGCCGGCAUCGCCCAGGUUGCAGCUGCCAGUGGUCAUACUGUGGUGUUAGUUGACCAGUCAGAUGAAAUCCUUAAAAAGUCUACAAAAGGAAUUGAAGAGAGUUUGAAGAGAGUGACAAAGAAGAAGUUUGCAGAUAAGCCUGAGGCUGGUGCUGAGUUCAUUAAGAAGACCUUGAAGAACCUCACAACAAGCACAGAUGCAGCAUCAGUGGUCCACAGCACGGAUUUGGUGAUUGAAGCCAUUGUGGAGAACCUGGAAGUCAAAAAUGAGCUCUUCAAGACGCUGGAUAAGUUUGCUCCAGAGCAUACGAUAUUUGCAAGCAACACUUCAUCCUUGCCAAUCACAAAGAUGGCAAACGCAACCACCAGGCAGGACCGAUUUGGUGGUCUCCAUUUCUUCAAUCCUGUGCCUAUGAUGAAGCUCGUGGAGGUCAUCAAGACUCCAAUGACCAGCCAAAAGACUUUUGAAUCACUUGUGGAUUUCAGUAAAGCAGUAGGAAAGAGUCCUGUCAGUUGUAAGGAUACUCCAGGGUUUAUUGUAAACCGUCUCUUGGUACCAUAUAUGAUGGAAGCUGUCCGACUUUUUGAGAGAGGAGAUGCAUCAAAGGAAGAUAUUGAUGUUGCUAUGAAGCUUGGGGCUGGCUAUCCCAUGGGUCCAUUUGAACUGCUGGACUAUGUUGGGUUGGAUACCAGUAAAUACAUUAUAGAUGGAUGGCAUUCAUUAGAGCCCAACAAUCCUCUUUUUGCACCCAGCCCACUCCUGAAUAAACUGGUAGAAGAAAAGAAGUUGGGUAAAAAGACUGGAGAAGGAUUUUACAAAUACAAAUGAACUCCAGACCUCAAGGUGUUAAACUAUCUGUAUAUGCUAUUCAGCAUUGCCAUAAUACAGGUGUUUAAACCUUCCCAAGGGUGGCACAAGCUGCAUUUAGAACGUAACUCACUUGUGAACUGAGUGAUUGCACUAGUUAACUAUGGUCAAAGCUUGAUUUGGUAGAUUGUUUUUUGUUUUUUUUUCUUGUAAUUCCAAAAAGUUUUCUAUGUACAGUGCCUUCAUGAAAUGUUGAUUUUUCUCAGGUGCAGUACAGAAUGACAAGUGAAUUUAUGUAUUUGAAACAUCAUUAUACUGAUGGGGAAAAUCCUAAAAAUAACCUCACUUUGUUAAAAAUAAAAUUUUCAACAAUUCUAUAUUGAGUGUGGGGGCUUGCAGUUGUGUCUUGGAUGGAGCCCACAGGGGGGCAGUCUCUUCCCACACUGGCAAAUUGCAGCCUGGAAAGGCAGUGGUUUGUUUUGUUAGGAUUUUUCUUAAGUGCACUACUAAUCUGCAGAUGUAAAUUACAGUGCCUUGAACAAUAAUGUUUUGAAGGACAUAUGUAAAAAUAAAUAAAGAAUCCCACAAUGGCAGGCUGCUUCCCAAACAGAAGGUUCCCAGUAAAGCAUUUAAAAGCAGAGCUCAUGAUUUACUUUGGGGUUUUCUAGCAUUUUCAAUUAGUGGUUGAGGGCCUACUUUAUUAUGUUUCUACAGCACCUAGAAAAAGAUUUCUAGAGUCCUGUAAAUUAGCUGUGUUUGAUGUGUCAUUUUACACAAUACACUAGUACUGUAGCUGAGUGCCUUCAGGAUUGCAGUUGGGAGUUUGUGCUGUGUAAACAAAUAUGUGUGUCAGGCUGUGUGAGGCACCUUCUGUUUUGCAACUUCAUUUCCUUGGGGCUUAGCAGAGCUGAAUUUGUCCGUGGUGGGAGUGCAUCAAAUCCUGUCUUUUCUCCAAGUAUUGCAGAGCAAGUGGCCAUGAGGAUUGGUGUUCCAGUUCAACUCAGUAGUAGCGUUCCUUUAUUGUCUGUACUUAGUGCUUAUAUAUAUAUAUCUUUAGUUGCAGAAAUUACGAAUAAUUAUUUAAUGGCAAGCUGCCUCUUCCUCCCUCCUCCAUCAUCUAAUUCAGAUUGCACAUAAAGAAACUGAGGCUGACAGAGGCACAUAAUCACAUAAGAAAUCUCUGAGUAGAGAAUAAAAUUUUUGGUUUAUUGGAUCCUGGUCUUAAUUACAUAUUGCCUAAUUUUGAGCCACUUGCCUUGAAAGAAAAGGGUUAAAGGAAAGAAACUGUACCAAAGAGUCUCUUUCCUUUACUAAAGUAUUGUUAAACUGACUUGGUUUUACUGAAAUAUAGUCCACUUCUUACAUACAAAGUCUGUUUCACUGAAAGUUCCUAAUGUUUGUAGCUCAGUUUAGUGACUUUUAAGUACUGCAGGGUGAAGUUAGCAUCAGUACUACUGUUUUCAAUAGUGAUUAAAAAUGGGAAUGUGUAUGACUCGUGUCUAAAAAUGCAAUUUGUUUUUUACAAAAAAAAAAAUUUGGUAGAAGUAAUUUUCUACUGCUCAUUUUACUUGGAUGAUGACCUUUAUUUUGGGAAGGGGAAGGUUUAUAGCAAGGCAUAGGCUAUUUAGUGUUAAAUGUGCAAAAUAUUUUUCACUAGUAAAUGUGAUAUUUUAGAAAAAUAAGCUUUCUCUAAAACAGUGUUUUCCUUUCAGAAGCUCUAACAGGUACAGUAUGUGUAUAUGUAAUAAAUAGAAGAAACCUGAAAAAGAGGCAUUUGUGAGUUGGACUUGCUAUUUGAGAAGAGACUUUUUUUUUUUAGCAGAAUAGACCCUGUGGAAGUACUUUAAUGGUGGGUGGACAUAGUUUAUUUUAUUAGCAUGUGGAGUGUUAUGCCAGGAUGAGUAGAGAUGAGGUAAAGGGUGAAAACUUCAAAUGCUCCCUCUUAUAUCUAGAUCAGAAUGCAGAGCAGAGUGGUAAUUGAAUGACUGACUGUAGUCAUUGGACCAAGGUAAGCCUUUUCUUUUGCUCCUCAGUGGGGAGGCAUGGAGAAUGUAGAAGUCCCUUUUAAGGGAGGAAAACGAAGAGAAUUAGCCAGAAGUAGGUUAUUAAGUAGUCAAUUCUGAAUUUUACAAGAAUUUCUACAGCUUUGUUAGUUCAGAGAUUUUUAGGGAGCUUAAAGAAUAUGUAAUGAAAUAAAGGAAUUGUGUGUUACCACCUU